Messenger RNA from Leptosia nina, 15747 nucleotides. The record is from the annotation of a GenBank genome assembly. NCBI's taxonomy places the organism in Eukaryota, Metazoa, Arthropoda, Insecta, Lepidoptera, Pieridae.
AUGGAAAGCGCUAGAAAUGCUAAAAUGGCUAUCCAUACAGGACCUUUAGAGUGGUCCUCAAUUGUUAAGCCAAUUUUAACAACACUCUAUGGGCCUUUUUUCGACAAAAAUGAUACAGUAGAAAUAAUUCAAGCGAUUCUUAGAAGUGAGAAUGAAUUUCAAAACCAUGAAGAAACCUAUGACCUAUUUUACAAUUGCUUUGCCUGCUUGUCAGCCCAUUUCAUCAGCGUUAAUGCAAGUAACUUACCUGUUGAUCAACUCAGCACGGCCCAAGAUGCACUCAGGAUUAUCCUGCAACAAAUUCUCAAGACCCUUUCUAAAACUGGGCCAAUUCAGGAAGUCGCUCCAAACACAAUUGGUCCUGAUGUUAACAUAAAGCAGCUUCUGCUGCCAAUAGUGGCACUCUGUGGAAUUGACAGCGGUGGAUAUCCGCCCUCAGAUCUCGUUAUAUUGAGUGCACUCAUAAGGAACGCUAAAUUACCACCUCAUGUAAAUGUGACAGAAAAUCAAACGACAAAAUCCUCAAUAGCCAGCCCGAUAACGUCUCUUGCAUCACAAACUUCAUCGUCGGAGAAGCAACAGCCGACAAAUGCGCAGCGACGUUCGGACGCACUGCUGGAACAGCUGACGACGCCACUCCGUAGCCAGGUGUCGUCUGUAUCGGCUCCUGUUCCGCAGAGCGCAGCUGUCACGUCCCCUGGAAGUAAGGAUAGUGUGGAGAGCGCUAAGGAUGGAAAUGCUCAACAAUCCUCUGUCGAUAUAAAGAAGUGGGUGGCAUCAACAUGUGCGGCAUUGCUGAUGGAGCUAAGAGCUGGAUCUGUGAUGCUGAAGCUCUGUUCUUCCUUGCCAUAUCUGCAGCGUUACAUGAACCGUUGGCAAACUGCAAAGGAGUCAAACCUAGCACCGCAAUUUAACUCUGAUGCCACACAUCUCUACUUUAUGGUGAACGAAAUUGACGUGUGUCGAAUGGCGUUGUCCCUGCCCUGCCUUGAGCCGUUCACUCCAGACCGUAUCGCGACGCUCAGUGACGUCAGCACUGCUUGGCUACUUUGCGCGACAGCUCAGGCAACCCUUCAUCAAAAGGACGAAGAAUGCGAAGUCCAGACAGCAACUCUAGUCGAGACAGCGCUCAACCUUUACAACACUGUUGGGGACAUUUUCAAACAAUCUACCAGAGCAGGGGGUUAUGUAUACCAAAACCACUUGAUGAUCGGUGCAUGGGUGCUUGUAUGUGGACUGCAUCAUUCCCUGGGCGGAGCACCUGGCCCAACGCCGCCGGGCAAAAGUCCUGCCAAGGUGCCAUCCAGGCCUUACAAUUUAACAAAAAUGCAACAAGGUCUUGGCGUGGUGUGGGUGGCGCUCGGAGGGCGCUGUUUGGCCUGGAUGGGCGCAUUGCUAGCGGAUGCGCGCCUUGAAGCUCUCAGUGCCACAACAGACUCUGCCUCGCAGGCUCCUGCGGCUACUCCAGCUCCGCUGCUAAUAUUGAGUCAUCACACCGCUCAUCAAAGGGAACUGCGUCUUCUAUCAGCUGCACCCUUGCAUCAGCUAUUAGUGGCGCUAGGCGUGGUAUGCUAUCGCAAAGCGACAAACCUUAAACGCGCAGUGGUACAGAAGAACCAAGAUGCCGAUCCCGACCGCUCCGACUCUACUGUCUACUUCCAGGACAUGAUACUGUGCUCGGAGGACUCUGAAACAGAUGAUGACAGCGAACCAUUAUUUGGCUUAUGGUUUGAAUCGACACUAGUCGCACCAGAUGCGAAUGACAACGGCCUAACGCGUCUUGGCGCUGCUGAAUCUAAUGACGUUCCCGACAAUACUCGCUCCCAGGGUAUUGUACCAGACAAGUCUGAACCUUAUUCGUACAUUUCCCUAGCAACUGAAGUAUUCAACUUACUCACUGACGAAAUAAUAAGCAGCGGAUCUGAGCGUUUGGGAACAAGUGCACUGCAACUUCAUGACGCUCAUCAUGCACUUCUCGCGGCUCUAGCACGAGAUCUCGAUAGAGAAACCGCAAGAACUGAUACUGGGACCAUAUCACCCUGCUUCGGUGCCAAGCUGGGUGCACUCUACACGUCAUUCAGCUCAGCGCUUGUGCGUUAUUUACACAACUUGAGUGGCUCACCGGCUUUUGCGGCACUUCAACCCUCGCUGCAACAACAGCUUGUUUCUACUGAACGAGCUAAUAUAACACCCCUUCAAGUGGGUCCACGAGUAGUGAAGUUGCUUGGCGGUAUGGUACUGAACAAAUCUGCAGCUGAUAGAGAGAAUAGUAUUUUAGUGAUGUGGCACAAAUUGGUGAACACGCUGCAAGAGUGUGCCUUACAAGCUCAACCAUCGCAGGACCAUGACUAUGAAGAUCUAAACGUUGAACACGCUCAGUUGAUGGUCUACUUGUUUCAUUCGCUGACUCUGAUGCAAAAGAAAUCUGUACUUCUGUCAACUGCCAAUGCUAUUAUAAAGGUUGUGGAGACAUUAGGCAUCAGUGACAGAAAGCGAGCGAUGAAUCUUGCGCCCCAUCAACUUAUGCUAACAACAAGACUUAUGCUUCUAUUGGAAUAUCUCAUGAAACAUUUGUACGACGCCCCACAGACUCUGUUGCAGCAAAUUGAAUGGAAUCUGGUGGUGGCGCCGGGGCUCGCCCAACCUUCAUCCGAGUCGUCUUCUACAGAAGUUAAAACUACCACAGACAACGGCCAAAUGAAAGCUCGCAUUUACUGUGAAGUGCCUUUCAUAGAAAAGACGUAUAGAGGCCUGUCUCAAGAUGAAACUUCGAUGCGGCCCAAAUUCUAUGCUUUGACUAACGCUAAAAUUAAUAACCAGGAGAAUCCCAAGUUUGACGGCCUUGCCUGUAAUUUCGUCCUGGGCACACCGCAUAAGCUAAAGUAUCCGUUGUUAGUUGAUGCCUUAUUGUCCCUGCUGAACUGCGCAUGCGUCUGUGACAACGCUAACAAUCAUAGUUCACUGACCGCUCGAGCUGCGGCUCAUUACUGCUUUCAAACUGCUUGGCGCCUGGUGAUAAGCAUGCCACCUGCAACUCCUCACAUGGAUAAGCUGCAAGCUGGUACGGCGGCAGAUUUAUCAUCGCCGUUACCACUCCACGCACUUAUUUGGGCCCCUCGUGCUGAUAACAAAAAAGUUUUUAACCCCUGGCUGAAAGACGCUCUGGUCAAGCAGGGCAUGUACACUCAGUAUGCAGAGAAUCUUUUAGCCGGCGUAAGUGCCUCUUGCGACAACAUCAAAUACACAGCUUGGCUUGCAUCCGAAACAAUCAAACAUUUGAAACAAAAUCUUUUGUCCAGCGGUUUGCCAUCUUUAAUAGACGUAAUAUCGUGCGACUCGGCGCUGGUUGCUCUGAAAGUUUGCCUCGUUGACGCGUCCACUGCAUCUGAGGCUCAUCCCUUUGUGCCGGAUUUACUUGACCUUCUCGAAACGAUUCUAGAAUGUUGCAGAUUGAGUACCAGCAUGGAGUUAGAAUCCCACCUGGAAGGUUCGAUGAAUGCAUCAGAACGUGCAGUGUCGGAUGUACGUUUCCGUGUGUGCGGGAGUUCCCCGGCGGUUGCCGCUGUCUGUGGAAUGGGGGCUUCCCCGCCCGAAUUGGGAACCUGGCUUCGUAGGCAGCUACCGCAAAAAGUGGCAACUCUGCUGGACUCAUACGCCAUACCGCCUUUACUCGCCAACACUGACAUUUCGGCGCAUAUUAUUCCAUCGGAGAGUGCGGUCCUCAACCUGAUAUCUUUUCACUGCGAGCUGAUGAGUGGGAAACCAACGUACAGCAUCAUCACUUCCUUGAUGAUGUUCGCGUACUCCGCUGCCACUUUGCUCGAGGUGGGAUCUUCGAAAAUAGCGGACAGUCUGGAGCUUACCAGGAAAACUUUGGCGCUUAUUAUCCCUGCUUUGACGGACGGUCGACUAGAGUUCCUCGCAGAGCCAUUAGCAUCGACGCUCAACGCAAUUGUACCGCAAGCUGUUAAAGCGGAAGAGAUAAUUCAUGAACAUAUACUCAGAACAACGUAUCCAGUUUUAUGCGACCACUCGGCUUCUACUGAAACAACGCUGAGACAUAUUGUCAAAUAUUGGGAGAAGAUAUUAGACCGUCAAGCCGGGCGUGCCGCAUAUGAAGCGGUGUUCGUUGAAGAGGACGUUGAGUUUGUGCUUGGAAAGAUUCUUUUGUCAGCGCCUAACGCCAGAAAUCCAUACACCGAACGAGUUAUUAAAUUAUUUAUCAAGAUCUUCGCCGGCUGCGAAACGGGUGAGCUGAGCCGAAGCCUCUGCGUAGGAGUUUGCAACUUUAUUGGCGUGGCUGACCAACAGAAAUUGAUUAAUCUUCUUAGCCACAUUUGUACUUAUGGUCCAUCAAUAGUAGCGAUUGGUACAGCAAAUGCUACUCCCACAGAGACUGAGUUGCCAACGCCUACAUCAUCGGCUCCAGAAGCCAGCGGCAACCAAGCGUCACUCGCGCUGAGGAAUGCGAUACGUUGCGUAUUGUUCCGUACCGAGAGCGACGCAACACAGCGCACUGAUAGCGGCGCACGUAACGAACAAGACUUGCCCGUUUUCGAAAAUCCAUCAGCUUCUACACCAAGGGUUCAAUCUGAGACUGUCCAGCAAGCAGGAAAUUCAGACCCGUGCAGUUGGUCGGAUGGAAGCAAGGAAAGUAACGCCGCGACAACCGUUGCAGGCACAAGUAACAUAGCCCCUGAUGUGACCUCGCCUGUAACAGAUGGCGCUGCCAACAACGCUCUUCUCACUGCGCUCUGUAAACACAUUGUGCAACAUUGCAAAGAGGAUGUCAGCGAGCGGAUGCUGCUCGCGCUGAUUGAAGUAAGUGGCGAUGGGGCGUGUCAUCCACUACUUUUGCAAGAAAUGUGUCGGUUGGCUGACUCACAUACGGGCGCUCUGCAUAAGCUGCUGUUCCCGGCUGCACUUUCUUGGCUUGCUGCUUGUGUUGAAGGCCUUAGCAGCCCGGAGUUACUUGAGAAAUUGGAGGAAGGAACAAUCGAUGGCAACAACUUGGCUCCGCAAAUUGAAUCAGCGUGCACCCUAUUAUCUUAUCUAGGAGACGCCCUCCAUGCUAUUGGCGUUUCACAGCCACACACUUGGCGUUCAGUUAGCCCUACUUGGGAAUCACCUUCAGACCUGGGAUUCGAUUUCGACUACACAGACGAACAACAAGAUGACGAUGACACAAGCGCCGAUGAUUCUGACGAAGACGCAAUGCUCCAAUACAAGUUGUGCACUUUUACGGUGACUCAGCGCGAAUUCAUGAAUCAACACUGGUACCACUGUCACACUUGCAAGAUGGUGGACGGGGUAGGAGUUUGUACUGUCUGUGCACGCGUUUGCCAUCGAGGGCAUGAUGUCUCGUAUGCCAAGUUCGGAAACUUCUUCUGCGAUUGUGGUGCUAAGCCAGAUUCGAGUUGCCAAGCGCUCGUGAAGCGUUCCGUGACGUUGGGUGCUGGUCGCACUGCCGGUUCUACGGAAGAGGCCCCGCCUGCACCAUCCCUACGCCGUCGGCCUUCAAGUCCCAAUCCACCUGCUUUGUUGGCUCCGCCUAGGCGACCCGUUCUAGCCCAUAAUAUACAAGGUUGCCGCUCAUUCCUAGUGAAUUACGAUAAGUGGGAAUGGUGUCUAGAGCGAGUACGUAACCUCGUGUGCGCACUUGCCGGGCCCGUCCGCGCUGCGUGUGAAAGAACUGCCGCAGUCGGUGCACAUGGGCGAGCGCAAAGGGCACUCGCACAACUUCACCUUGGUGAAAAGAAAUUCUCUCAUACAGACUCCUUGAUGUUACCUACUCUCGGAUCCCAAGAAGGUGCAUUUGAAAACGUGCGAAUGUCCUACACGGGUGAGAACGGACAAAUAAUAAGGCAACUUAUGUCUGCACACAAGUUACGACGCGUUGUUAUGUGUUGCCUUGCUUCGCCACACGGACGCCGUCAACAUCUCGCUGUUUCACAUGAAAAAGGAAAGAUAACUGUCCUGCAACUAUCCGCUUUGCUGAAGCAAGCGGAUUCGUCCAAGCAUAAGUUGACGCUGACUCGCCUCUCGUCCGCUCCGAUACCUUUCACUGUGCUCAGUCUGAGUGGAAAUGCUGCUAAUGAAGAUCUACUGGCCGUCUGCGGCCUUAAGGAGUGCCACGUUCUUACGUUCAAUAGCGGUGGCGCAGUGGCAGAUCAUCUUGUAUUAACUACGGGCUUGGAACCAAACAACUACAUAAUCAAAGCUAUAUGGUUGCCGGGAUCUCAAACCCAACUCGCCCUCGUAACAUCCGAUUUUGUCAAGAUUUUCGACCUCAGCAAGGACUUGACUAACCCUUUGCAUCACUUCUUAGUACCGAGUGGAAAGGUCCGUGACGUGACGUUUGUGAACCAAGAAGGCGUGAUGAACAUGCUGUGCAUGAGCUCAGCCGGGCACAUCUACUGGCAGCCCUUAAGUGAAGAAUCUCGCGCUACCCUCGGAACAUUCUAUGUCACUAACACUUUGGAGGUUUUGCAUCCAGAAAUACAGGAUGUCGCAGGUCUAGUGGGAGGUGGUGGUGUAUCUAUUUACUACUCCCACACAUUAAAGAUGCUUUUCUUCUCAUAUGCACAAGGGAAGAGCUUUUUAGCCCCACUAAAUACGGUCGAAGAGAGUGUUAAAGGUACGGCUAUGAUAACUGUGUACGGUGGCGGCGGUGGUCCCAAAGAGGGUGGUCGUGGCAAGACGGGCGCUCAAUCACUUGUACAGUGGGCAGAAGUACCCGGGCAUCCUGGACUCCUCACAGCGCUGAUGCAGGCUUCCAAUAACCCGGUCGUGCUAAUGCUCACACCCACUAAUAUAUACGUGCAAGAAAUUAAGAUCGUGCCAGCUAAGGCGAAGAUAACUGACAUGGUAGCUGUACGCCAUUGGUGCGGUGGUGGUGAACAAAAGAGCACUCUAAUACUGCUCUGCGAAGACGGAAGUCUGCGUAUGUACGCCGCUAACCCGUCGCGCACAGGCUACUGGCUGUCGGGCGCGGUCCAACCGGUUCAUCCGCCCCGUCGACGUGCACGACUCCCAAGACCCUCUCAUAGCCACGCCCAUCCACCGCGCAAACAACACCAACAAGCAACAGCAAAGGCAGGCGCUAACGGUUCACCGCAGUUCCCUAUCGACUUCUUCGAGCACUGUGUCGCAAUGAGUGAUGUCGAAUUUGGUGGUAACGACUUGCUUCAAGUGUACAAUACUGCUCAGAUUAAACAUCGGCUUAAUACCACGGGGCUGUAUGUGGUGUCUACUAGGAUGAGUGGCUUCACAAUGGAAGUGACGAAUUCUGAUCCUAACACGGUCAUAUGCGGAAUUCGAGUUCUGCUUGGCAGUCAAGACGUCGCCAGAACUCCUACUUAUGUUGAGAUAUACGGCAGAGCGAUGCCAACGAUGGUGAUCCGAAACCGUUGGUUCGAUAUUCCACUGACCCGCGAAGAGUCGCUGCAAUCAGACAAAAAGCUUUGUAUCGUCUUUGGACCUUCACAGGAUCCAGAUGGGGUCACCAUGGUGGAUUCCGUCAAGGUUUAUGGAAAGAACAAAGAACAAUUCGGAUGGCCAGAAGAAAACGAAGACCCAUCUACUUGUCCAUCUUCUAGCAAAGUAGCACAAGAGUCCGAAGGUGUUAGCGGUGGUCCGAACAAACCUAGCUCUGUAGAGCGUUUAGCGUGCUCAGCGCUAGAAGCGCUUGAAUUAGGCGCCGGAGCAUCUGCUUGUACCGGCGCUACGGCUGGCGCUGAAGCCGCUGCAGAUGCUGCUAAGAAUCUGCUGUGCGUGCCCGCUACGCCGCUUCUACACGCUAGAGCGCAGUGUCUAUUGCGUGCUGUCUAUCAAAACAACUAUCAUCAGUUUAAGGACCAAGCUCUUUUACGGUACGUGUGCACAUCUCUUCGCGAGCUUCGUAAUACAACAGACGCACGUAACAUCGACCCUGAAGCUUACUUCCGUCUUGUGUUGUUGGCGCGUUCGGUUGCCAUCGCGAGACCGCAGAACCUCGUCAAAUACACAGCACCAACACCUAGGAAACCGACCAACGGUGACUGGUCCACCUUAUGGAAGGAUGAUUGUCAAGACGAGCCAGACCGAGAGCCGCAUGUAUGUGCAUUGCUCAUGAGCGUCUUGUGGAAACUAGCGGCAUGCAAGAACCAAGCGCAGGGUCCGCCCGGCAUUCUAUCGUACGGACUUAGACACGCUGAACAAACAUUGCACGCUCUCGCCGACACCAUUCAUGCUUUCCAACUCAACGCGGACCCUGAAUGUGUCGAAUUCGGCAAUCAAAUCUACCUGUCUCUGCUGCUCGCUGAAGAUCAAAGCAUCAGUUUCGGCGCUAAAACUGCGUUAAUGCGGGUGUUGCGGCCUCGAGUCAAAAGACGUCGAGUCUAUAUUCCAUCGCCACCCAACACGCCAGGUGCUGGAUCGUCCGCGACAACAGCACAACCGACUGGAUCUGCGACGGAAGCGGCCGUAUCGGAAUCAGAACUAAGUGCUAACCGAGAAGAGCAGCAGGAACCCCAGUAUAUGGAUGUUGACGAUUCGCUCGAACCCAUGGUGCUAUUAGCGCCAGACGGAGGUUUAGAAGCUCUCCUGGACAUUCCGGCUGACGCUGAUGACGAGACAAUGGUGGAAUUGGCCAUUGCGUUGUCAUUGCAAGAACAGCCGCGAAGGGCUCCUCUUGCGCAAGCACAUACGCCGCACACCCCUACUGCGCCGCCUCCACCAGCACCGGGCUUCACUGAUGCAAAUGCUUCUCCUAAUGGAUCCGACGACGAGGGAAGUACAGCAGCUACAGACGGCAGCACGCUUCGCACGUCACCAGCGGAAGCAGCUGGCUCCGCAGGUUCCGAAAGCGGUGGCUCCGGUGCAGAUAGCAUCGGCGGAGUAUCUGGAAGAAGCAGUGCCUACGCCGGUCCUUCGACGUCGUCCUCUCAGCCAGUGGCGUCGACAUCGCGUGCCGUCGAAGCGGAGAGUGAAACUCGCAAAUUACACGCCCUACGGUUGUCCUUAUUGUCAGCUGCCUUGGACGCACUGCCGACGCUAAGAAAUCUCCCCGGAGUACGAGCUAUACCGUUUGUACAGGUCGUUUUAAUGUUGGCCGGUGACCUGGACUCAAGUGUUGAAGGUGAUCGAGCCCUCCUCGACCUUCUACUAGAAGUUCUUGUGGGUGAAUUAGAUAUUCAAAGCGAAGAACCGACAGGUGAAGACAGGGAUGCUCGUCGCGACUUCCAGCUUGCAAUAGCAAGAUUAGAGAUGCUGGUGUCAGAGCUGGACUCUACCGCGGAUGAAAGCGCCACUCCUAUACACGAGAGAACUAAUAGAAGAGAAUUACAACUCGUUAUCAUGAGAUUGCUCAGUGUGUUGAUGGCUCGUUGGAAAACAUGCACCUCUGGGGAAGGCGGUACUGUAUCGCGGGAGCAGGUGACAGGCGCGGCAUGCGCAGCACACGUAUCCCGUCUGGCCGCAACAGCCUUGGUAAGGGCUGGAGCACCACGCCACUGCUACACUGUCUUAGCUGCUUUAUUACCCUAUUGGCGGCAGAAAACUAGCAAUUCAACUGUUGCAACUCCGACGCAACAACUACUAAAGCCGCAGCCUCCGCAGCCGUUACCAGAUAUGCAACCGUUCUUUGUGAAGGAAUAUGUUAAAAGUCACGCAUUAGACGUUUUCGACAACUAUCCGCAGCUAUUGAUGGAGAUGGCGCUACGUCUUCCAUGCCAGAUUCAUAAGCAUUGCGAUCCAACCUACUUCGAUUCUCGUUGGCGUACCCUGCUCUGCGAGUACAUGAUGAACCAACAGACGCCAUUGAGGAAGCAAGUCCGCAAACUACUAUUACUCUUGUGCGGUACACGAGAACGUUACCGGCAGCUGCGCGACGUGCACGCAUUGGACACGCAUUUAACUGCUGCGCGUUCGUUGCUAGCUACCGAUCCGGCUUACGAUAAGCUAGUCAGACUUAUGGAACAUUUGAAGGCUUGCGCGGAGAUUGUAACUGCUCGCACGGGCAACUGGCAACACACAUGCUGCACCGAGCGGCGUGAAACUAUCGCCUGGCUAGUGACUGUAGCGCGACGUGUUCACCCUCACGUGGCGCCAACUGUGCUGCAGUUGCUGCAAGCUGCAUUGUGUGCCCCGCCACCGGCACCGAGUGCGCCGCCUGCUAAGGAUAACAAGGCGUCUUCUGAUUGGCCCGAACGCGAGCGAAGCGCAGAUAGCGACGCGUACGUUUCUGAUGGAUCUAAAUUCCAAGAGUACAGAGUGCCUCUGCUGAUCGCGCAAAUACAUAAGCAGGUGCCUCAAGAUGAGUUGAAGUUGUUUAUUAAGGCCUUCUUGCUAGAAACAAACUCUACCGCCGUACGUUGGCAAGCGCACGCUUUACUUUUGGCGAUUUACAACAAUUCCUCUCAAGCGGAACAGGCGUCACUAGUGUCGCUACUGUGGGGACUGUGGCCUACACUACCCCAGUAUGGACGUAAAGCGGCACAGUUUGUCGACCUACUCGGAUAUUUCACUCUUAAAACUACAAAAAUGGACAAUGCGGACUACAUUAGCAGUGCAGUGGAUCUACUGCGUAACCAGAACCGUUUACUGUCUUCCCACGGUAACUCAGCGCUGUACGCAGCUCUUGGUGCUUAUGUCGAGCUGGAAGGCUACUAUCUAGAGUCUGAACCCUGCCUCGUCUGUAACAAUCCUGAAGUGCCGAUGGCAACAAUCAAACUGCCUACGAUAAAGAUCGACUCGAAGUUCACGACCACUACGCAGAUUGUGAAGCUUGUGAACAGUCACAUGAUAAGUCGAAUCAGCCUUCGCAUCGGCGACAUCAAACGCAGCAAGAUGGUGCGAACCAUCAACUUCUACUACAACAAUCGCACGGUGCAGGCGGUGCAGGAGUUGAAGAAUAAACCUGGCAUGUGGCACAAAGCUAAGCGUGUUCAACUACAGUCCGGACAAACCGAAGUACGCGUCGAUUUUCCGCUACCGAUCGUUGCAUGCAACCUCAUGAUGGAGUAUGCCGACUUCUAUGAAAACCAGCAGGCGACUGGUGAAUCUUUGCAAUGCCCUCGGUGUUCGCAAUCGGUGCCAGCCAAUCCCGGCGUUUGCGCAAACUGCGGCGAGAACGUCUUCCAGUGCCACAAGUGUCGUGCCAUUAACUACGACGAGAAGGACCCGUUCCUAUGUCACGCCUGCGGUUUCUGCAAGUACGCGAAGUUUGAUUAUACGCUAAUAGCGAGACCCUGCUGCGCCGUCGACACUAUUGAAAAUGACGAGGAGAGGAAGAAGAUGGUGCAAACUAUUGGCACUCUACUAGAUAAGGCGGAUCGUGUUUACCGCCAGCUCAUCGCUAACAAGCCUUAUUUAGAGUCACUAGUCCACAAGAUAAGCGAGCACCGAGUGGACGGUCGUCCAGAUGAAAACAGUAACACUACAAGUGCGUCCUUCGGCGGAGUACAGAUCAACCGCGUGAUACAGACGCUUGCGCACAAAUAUUGCAACGAGAGCAAAGGGCACUUUGAAGAUCUUUCGAAGAUUAUACAGAAGGUGCUCGCAUGCAGGAAGGAACUAGUCGCUUAUGAUAAAGCCCAAAGCGAACAGCAAAACGGUGAAGCGUUGCCAGUGUACUCAGUUCUUAUGCAAAACUAUGAUGGCGAUCUUACUAAAGAGAGCGGUGGUUCUUGCUAUGGUUGCUCGCUAGCGACUGCCGAACACUGCCUUACUCUAUUGCGUGCACUAGCAUCGCAGCCAGAUAAACGCGCUUCCCUUUGCCAAGCCGGGCUUGUUCACGAACUCGUUCAUCAUAACUUACAUAGAGGAACACCACAGAGCCAAGAGGAAGUACGUUCACUUAUUUGCCUGGUAACGCGCGAUAACCUGCCAGCAACCGAACAACUGUGUUCUCUGCUUACUCAACGUAUAACUCUGUCUCUUAUGGGCCACGCGGCCUCUCAAGACCAUAACAAUUCUGUACGCCCCCUGGUCCUGCUUUUGGGAUCCCUUGUCAAAGUCCAAGACUCUGUCGAGUGUUGGGAAGUUCGUUUGCGAUGCAUAGUAAAGCUAUGGGUUUGGUGCUGUCCUCAAGUGACCGAAGUCGCUGGCAUCCCACCAGCUGCUAACGCAAUACUCAAAGAUGAAGCUCUAGCAGUCAUACCCGGUAUCAACACUUCUUCACCAAACUCUCAUCAAUUCGCUCUACAACAAGUUGCGCUACCCUGUCUUCGCUAUAUGCAAGAGCUUAUGGCGCCGCUGACUACUACUCCCACUGUAGUUUCUUCCACUGUAUCUUCAGACGAACAAGUCAAAGACGCAAAGGAAAGUGAGAAGUCUACGCCGGCAACAGUUGAACUUCCAAACCAGACGGGUAACUUAGUGGUAGACCUAGCCGCUUGGCUCGCUGGUAGAGUGCCACAGAAGGAAUGGAGACGUCUCGCUGCCAAGAGUCUUAUACCUCCUACGGAUACUACUCUACCACCUCGUGAUUUGCACCUCGCUAAUAAGUACGUCGGGAAAUGGCGGGAAAGGGUGUUGUUGUCUCACGGCAUGCGUCGCGUUAACCUAGACGAGGGCGGUUGGCUUCGACCUGUCAUGUUCGACCCCAGCUCUCGCAUAGCUCGGGAUACGGCCUGCCAGAUGGUCAGCUCCUUGUGCGACUCAUACGAAAGGACUAAAGCAGUAUUAAUUCUACUGACGAGUUUCCUACCAGAAGUUGGCGCCGCGGGCGAGGCCAGCGAACAAUUCCUUCAACUCUAUCAACGCCUAGCUGCAAACGCGCCAUGGAAACAGUUCUUGGCCAUGCGAGGUGUACUCCAACAAAUCGCUGAUCUCAUGACCAAGGAAAUUGAACAGCUGCAUCGUCUUGAAGAGACAACCCUGACUUCUGAUUUAGCUCAAGGCUAUGCCCUACAGCAUCUAACGGAACUGUUAGCUAUGUUCCUUGAAGAGCCCGGAGCUCGGCGUGCUUAUAAGGGCCGUUUAGUCGGUGCCGUGUUAGGUGGUUACCUGUCUCUACGUCGUCUUGUCGUACAGAGGACCCGUCUCACAGAUGAUACGCAAGAGAAACUUUUGGAACUGCUUGAAGAGAUGACUACUGGUACGGAAGCAGAAACAGCAGAAUUCAUGGCCGUAUGUAUCGAAACGGUUCAAAAGUAUCCCUUGCACGACUACCGCACACCAGUGUUUAUAUUUGAACGUCUCUGCUCCAUCAUUUACCCGGAAGAAAACGACGUCGGAGAGUUCUUCCUCACCCUUGAAAAGGAUCCACAGCAGGAGGACUUUUUGCAGGGUCGUAUGCUGGGCAACCCUUAUUCAUCGGUUGAACCCGGUAUGGGCCCGCUGAUGCGCGAUGUCAAGAACAAGAUAUGUACAGACUGCGAACUAGUGGCCCUGUUAGAAGACGACAACGGAAUGGAGCUACUUGUGUGCAAUAAAAUCAUGUCACUCGAUCUUCCUGUAAAGGAUGUAUAUAAGAAGGUGUGGUGUGCGUCUGGUGAAAGUUUGGAUGCUAUGCGAGUUGUGUACCGCAUGCGUGGUCUUCUCGGUGACGCUACAGAAGAGUUUGUGGAGACCCUCAGUCAGACCAAUGCUGAAGCUGUAGAUGAUGAGCAAACGUACCGUAUGGCUAACGUGUUGGCAGAUUGCGGCGGCUUAGAAGUAAUGCUGCAACGGCUCGAUGCUAUACAGCGUGUGGGUGGUGCGCGCGCUCUUGUCUCGACUCUGCUUCGUUUGUUGAGCCUUUGCGUGCGCGUGCGUCGUUGCGUCCGUGUGCUUACGCGCACGAAUACGAGGGCACUACCAGUGCUAUUACAUGCGCUAACCCUUGCCGCAGCAGAAGAGAAAGACAUGACGAGGGCUGACCUCGUGUAUCAGUUGCUUGAGAUCAUGGAACGCAUAUUAACAGUAGCGGCGAGUGAAAGCCUCGAAUCGUUCCUGCAAUUCUCCCUAACAUUUGGUGGGCCGGAGCACGUGCAGGCUUUGCUCAAUUGCACGGAGUUGACAGCAAUUCGAAACAACCCAGUAGCGCUUGGUCAUCUAAUGCGUGUACUGGCUGCGUUGGUCUACGGCAAUGAUCUUAAAAUGGCGAUGCUGGUGGAACACUUCAAACCGGUGCUGGACUUCGGCCGACUCGACGCUGAACAUUGGGCCGAAGAAGAGUUCCGAAUGGAGUUGUUCUGUGUGCUCUGCGCUAAUGUUGAGCGGAACAGCGUUGGAGGGACCUUGAAGGACUAUCUAAUAUCACUUGGCGUGGUUAGGGAUGCGCUAGAGUAUAUUGUUAAACACGCGCCGUGCGUCAAACCAACACUGGUGUGUACUGAUUCGGAUGAGCUGAAGGAGUUUAUCAGUAGACCAGCGCUUAAAUUCAUUCUGCGUUUCCUCACUGGCCUCGCUUCCGACCACGAACCUACUCAGAUGCUUGUAUGCGAAAAAGUGAUCCCAAUAGUGCAUCGGCUGGAGCAGGUCUCUUCUGGGGAGCACGUCGGGUCACUGGCAGAAAAUCUUCUAGAGGCGCUUAGGUCUCAGUCGCAAUGCGCCGCUAAAGUACAGCAAGUUCGCGACUUUACUCGGCAGGAGAAGAAGCGUCUAGCUAUGGCGGUUCGUGAACGUCAGCUGGGUGCUUUGGGCAUGCGCAGUAACGAGCGUGGUCAAGUCACGGCGCAGUGCUCGCUGACGCAGCAAGUCGCAGAUCUCGCUGAAGAAGCUGGUGCCGUGUGCUGUAUAUGUCGCGAGGGAUAUAAAUAUCAACCGACCAAGGUUCUAGGCAUUUACACAUUUACAAAGCGGUGCCCCGUGGAAGAGUUUGAGGUGCGCGCGCGCAAGACUCUCGGCUACACCACGGUCUCGCAUUACAACAUUGUUCACGUGGAGUGCCACAUGGCUGCUGUUAGAUUACAGCGGGCUAGAGAUGAAUGGGAAAGCGCUGCUCUUCAAAACGCGUCGACUCGCUGCAACGGCUUGCUGCCUCUUUGGGGCCCGAACGUUCCCGAGUCGGCCUUCGCCAGCUGUCUUGCGAGACAUACAACUUAUCUACAGGAGUGCACCGGCCACCGCGACAUCGGCCACCAGUGCACCGUCCACGACUUGAAGUUGCUCCUGUGGCGGUUCGCGCGAGGCCGCACCUUCCACGACGACACCGGUGGUGGCGGGCCACUCUCCAACAUGCAACUGGUGCCCGCCCUCAUACAUAUGGCACUAUAUGUUAUUAACACAACUCGCGUGGCCGGUCGAGAACUGUCGUCUCUAGAAGGUUUCCUGUUCUGGGCUCUGCCGAAGCAGCUGGAGUCUGCCCACGAGGCAGAAGGUUCCCUCUACUUUAUCACGCUCAUGUUGAUGCUUUACCCUCACGCAAAAUGGAAGUCGUCCCGCGUAGAUAUGCUAAAACGUCUCCUAGUAACCGGCCACGUGAGAUCCUUGGCGGCUGCCGGACCUCAGCUGCGCUCGCUCACCACCGAACAGCGAGCUAUGCGCCCAUGGGCAGAUUAUAAGGCCUAUGCGGUACUCGUCGCUCUCAUAGAUCAAUUGUACACGGUCAUGUUUAAGAGUGUUUCCGCCACCGCCGUGGAACAGUGGCCCGUGAAGCUCGCCGAAUACAUCCGAAUGAACGACGAGGCCAACGCGAAAGCUGCCGAGCGCAUCGUGACGUCACUCACGGACGAGCUCCUGCCGUGCACCUCGUUCGCGGAGUUCUGCGACGCGGCCAACCUCCUCGCGGACAUCCCAGACCCAGACGCGUUCCUCGCCACGCUAUUGAGCGAGCUGCCUUGA